This is a messenger RNA of Dacryopinax primogenitus, 930 nucleotides long. RefSeq lists its product as uncharacterized. Bases 107 to 715 code for a protein of 202 amino acids. The transcript has 4 exons. NCBI's taxonomy places the organism in Eukaryota, Fungi, Basidiomycota, Dacrymycetes, Dacrymycetales, Dacrymycetaceae. The record is from RefSeq and is a predicted model, not a curated record.
AAAACUCAAAAGCGUCGUAUCAGUAAAUUCAUCUUGUAUUCUCACCAUCACCUUGUUCUCCCUAUUGAGCAACACCUAACUCUUCACGAAAUCAAGUCUAUAAAAGAUGUCCUACCAAGCCAACGUCCAAGCCGGCCAGGCGAAGACAAAGUCUGCAGCCGACCAAAUCCUCAAUCACCCAGUCGCCAAGCAGAUCCAAGAUCGGGCCAACUACUAUGUCUCCCAACUUGACAAGGAGCUCGGCAAGUAUCCGUACAUGAACCAAAUUGAGCAGAAGACUUCAGUGCCCAAGGCAUGGGUCUUCCUCGGCACCUUCGUCCUCCUGCUCAUCGGCAUGCUGUUCAACGCGCUUGCUGCUCCCAUCAGUAACUUCAUUGGUUGGCUUCUCCCAGCUUACCUGUCCUUCCGUGCGCUGGAAACGAAAGAGGCUGAUGACGACAUCCAAUGGCUCACUUACUGGAUCGUCUUCGGUUUCUUCAACUUCCUCGAGUCGGUCGCCCUCAGCGCUGUCCUUUACUACCUACCAUUCUAUUACGUCUUCAAGACUGCGUUUGUCAUCUGGCUGCAGCUUCCUGCGACCAAGGGUGCUCGCGUGUUGUAUCUCACUGUUGCUCGCCCUCUCCUCGACGGCUCUCGCCGUGCUCCGCCUCCCGCUACUACGACCGCGACGUCUGAUGACCUGCGCGCCAAGGUUGCAUCUGCCAAUGCGCUCUGAUCGUGCUUUGCUAGUUCUUCCCCAUCGCCUAAAGAGACCGGUAUCCCUUGUCUGGAUACAGUCAUGUUGCUCUCACAACCCGUCUUUCUACUUGUUCACCCGAAUCGCCUAUAGCCUAUUUCAUUUUAACGUUACGAACUCCCCUCCGAAUCGAUGUAGUACACGUUUCUAUGGCUUUUCCCUUCUGCUUAUAAAACCUGUUCAGCCCUAGAUCA